Phasianus colchicus (ring-necked pheasant) is the source of this 3099-nucleotide messenger RNA. Lineage: Eukaryota; Metazoa; Chordata; Aves; Galliformes; Phasianidae. The record is from RefSeq and is a predicted model, not a curated record.
UUGCAGGGCAGUUCUGUAAUUGACUGCUGUUAAACAAUGGGCUCUGUAACUCUUCAUUUCAGGGCUGAAGGCCUGCAAGUGCAGCCAACAUUUAAUAGGGCACAAAGGGAAACUGGGUUUUUAAAUUGGGCUUUUCAUAUCUUCACGCCCCAUCCUAACACAUUCAGAGCCAAAGGCGAGGUGUGUGAUCUGGAGUGACCUCAGAGAUGGUGCUUUUAUUUGCCCUGUGCUAAGAAAGAAGUAGGAAAUGGGAUAUAAAUCUGAUAUAGGUAUGAUGAGAUUGUGACGAUAAUUGGACGUAGCAAAACUGCUUUCAUCAGGCCUGCAGGGCUUCCAGCAGUUUGUAAUUAUCAAAUGCAGCCACCACAGCAGAUGGGCUGCCUGCACCAGGAGGGUGGCCAUGGGUGCUCAGUGGCUGCAUGGCACAUGAAGUCUGCUGGCUUUGCUAUUGGUGACACAUGAUUUUCUGAUCAAAGACCCUGCAGUGUCUCUGCUGAGAUAAGCAUUGCUAGGAGCUGGAUUCGACGAUCCUUAAGGGUGCCUAUGAUUGUAAUGCAGUUGGCAGCAAUUGGGGAUUGGACUCAAUUAUCUCUUGAGGUCCCUUCCAUCCCCUUUGGUUGUGUGAUUCUGCAAUUAGGUCGUCUUGCAAUUGCAAGGCUACAGAGAGCAGGAGGGCUAGACACAGCCGUGCCAAGUAUUCCUGCCCACUGGGUUGCCUUCAUUCUGUUGGCUGCAGUUCUUCACCUAUUCCUUCCAUAUUUGUUAAGGCAAAGAUAUCUGAAGAAGUGCAGCUUGAAUAAGCCUCCUGUGCUAUGUACACACCAACUGUGUUUUGGUUCCAGGCUGUCAGUUCUGAGCUGCUUUCUGAUUGGCCUGAUCCUUCCUCUGCGUGGCCUUUGGGAUGGAUAAAAUCAGCAGCUAGUCUGUUGGAAAAAAAAAAAGGUUUUAACUGCAAAUACCCAUACAAAGGAAAGCUGUGAUUCAUGGUGAUAAAGGGCUAGCUGUAACAGUUGGUCCCAGUGUGCUGAUAGACACCAGUAUGGCAUUGUUGGCACAUUGGGUGUCUGCGGGGUGAUGAGCAAGUUCCUUGGCUGGGGCUGUUAAAUCUUAUUUUAACCACCUCAAGCAGCUGAGCCUUUUGCCUUGUAAAUAAAGUAGUGUCUCACAGACUCCGGAUACAUGUAAUCAAUAUGUAUUGCUCUAUGUGUAUACCUUAUUUCUUGAUACAUAAUUGGAACAGUAUAAGCAAGAAAGCUACUUAAUGUUUCUGUAAUGCUAAUUGUCAAACUCUUCUUCUCCUUUGAAGUCCCACCCAAUCUGACUGUUCCUCAAGAAAAGUCCCCUCUGGUCACACGGGAAGGAGACACGAUCGAGCUGCAGUGCCAGGUGACAGGGAAGCCCAAGCCCAUCAUCCUGUGGUCCCGUGCCGACAAGGAGGUGGCGAUGCCAGAUGGCACGAUGCAGAUGGAGAGCUACGAUGGCAUCCUGAGGAUAGUGAACGUGUCCCGGGAGAUGACAGGCACCUACAGGUGUCAGACCAGCCAGUACAACGGGUUCAAUGUGAAGCCCAGAGAAGCUUUGGUGCAGCUCAUCGUACAGUACCCCCCUGCUGUGGAGCCAACCUUCCUGGAGAUCCGGCAGGGCCAAGGCCGGAGCAUCACCAUGAGCUGCCGGGUGCUGCGGGCCUACCCGACGCGGGUGCUGACCUACGAGUGGCGGCUGGGCAGCAAGCUGCUGCGCACAGGCCAGUUCGACCUGCAGGACUCCACCGAGUACACCGUCAGCAGCCUCUCCCGUGACAGCUAUGGUGUCUACAACUGCAACAUCAUCAAUGAAGCAGGAGCCGGCCGCUGCAGCUUCCUCGUCACAGGUAGGCCUGGAGGCAUCUCAGUGCGCAGGGACGCGAUGGAUGCUGCAGCUUUGGGUGUCGUUGGGUGAUGCUACUGCUGCCAAGUGUUGGCCAAGAUUUGUCUUUCAAAGCAGGCUUAUGGCUUAAAGCAUAAAGGUUUGGGCUGUGGGGAGGCUGGUGACAAAACAGGAGAUUCAGCUUCUUUCAGUGGCUUAAGGAUAAAGUUUUUUACAUGCAAAAUUCAAAUGUCCGUCCUCCACAGACAGCUGUCCAUAUGCUUUUGAAAGAGUCAUUGAGAAAGCCAUCAGGUAGCAAAUUUCUUCCUUUUGAAGUUUGCGAUAAGGCUUGUAUUUCCUUUUCUAUAUUGGUACACUCAGCAAGCUCGGAAACCAGGACAGGGAGACUGCUGUCUCAAGCAACUCCCAGCAGCCUACAUACAGAGUGGAAAUGUGUUCCUUUUCUCCAGAGGCAAAAGGUAUUAAGGUCACCUAAUACACAAGAUCACAGACUCAGGGCAGAUGUGCAACCCCUGCCAUGAUUUUACUAUGCCCUGGAUUUAGACAUAUUUUAUAUGUCAUUUAUCUUCAGCAUCCCCUAUUGGAUCUAAAUAGGGAUUUUAAAGACACAAGUCUUGGUUCUUCUUCUGUAGGAUGUUAGCUGCUAUGAGUUGCCGAUUCAGCUGCCUGAUCCUGCAAGCUCCCCUGCAUGCUGCAGACACUGUGCCCAGGCUGAGGGGCAGACUGUCACGUCAGUUUUAGGUUCCCCGUCCCUCUGUGCUUGCUCAGACUUUGUCUAGCAUCUCAGGAGGAAAUGAAGCAUCUCUGUGAAGUGACCCAACUCUUCCCAAGGUCUGAGGUGGACCAGAGACUCCUUGUUCAUUGCCAGGCAGUGCUCUGUGUGGGCCCUCUCUGGUGGUCAGAAUGGACAGCCCUGGACUCAGUAGGGGUGCCAGAGCACUGGUCUUAUUGCAGCUUAAAAUCCUCCCUGUUAGCUUCUUGGAAGGAGCAGUGGGAAAAGAAACCGGUAAAGAAUGACUUCAGAACAUGCGACAUAGAGCUCUCCUAGAAGAACUGAUAUCCAUCUCAGUUAGGAUUUUAUUCAUGUUUACUGACCUUGUUCCAGCUACAACCAGAUCAAAGCACAGCUCCAAGCCUUGGAGCUGGAGCUCCAAGGGGUUGUUAUUAUCAGUUUCGCUGCUAGCAGCAGAGAGAGCGUGAGUUUAACCAAUGUCCCACAGAGCUGUUCAGCUC